This is a messenger RNA of Carassius gibelio (silver crucian carp), 2787 nucleotides long. It is a transcript of the gene cep135, whose product is annotated as centrosomal protein 135. NCBI's taxonomy places the organism in Eukaryota, Metazoa, Chordata, Actinopteri, Cypriniformes, Cyprinidae. The record is from RefSeq and is a predicted model, not a curated record.
AUGGUCGAAGGUGUACGCAAGAAUAAAGGCUUACCUGGUUGUCGAUUUAUCUGGCUGGGCUACAGACAGCCACUAGCCAUUGAGAGCCUGUUAUUGGUCGAGAAACUCUUCAGUGACCUGGUCCACACCACAGAGAGUCUCAGGAAUGCCAAGCUCGCUUCAGGAGAGACGGAAAAAGAAAGUCGAAAUGUUGAUGCUGUUCUGGAGCCAUAUAAAGCUGAAAAUGCCCGGCUAGUCAGAGAAAACAAUGAACUGCACCUUGGGCUGUUGAAACUGAGAGAGGAGAAGGAUCGGAUCAGCAGGGAGCUGAAAGCAUACAUCAGGAAACUGGACCAUGAAACUUCAGAUCUGAAAUUCCUCAAUAAUCAGUAUGUGCACACAGUCCAGUCUCUUGAGCAGGACAGCAAAGCUAAGACAGAGCGUAUCCUACAGCUCCAGGAGAAGAACAUGCACGCUGUUGUUCAGACACCAGGAGGGAAGAAACGAUCAAUCCCAUAGCGGAUGCAGAUAGAUGAACUCCUCCCACCCUCCAGUGGCUCCAUCCCUUCAUCUGAGGCACAAUCAGACAAUCUUUACAAUGCUGACCUUCCUCAGGUGGCGGAUGACAGUUGUGUAAAGAAAGAGAUUCAAUGUCAACAGCAGGAGCUAGAGAACCUGGAGGAGGUCAUCGCUACAUUAAGACGGGAAAUUGCAGAGGGAGAUCACGUGAAAGACUGUGUGAGGGAUCAGCUGCUUGAUCUUCAGGAACAGAAUGACAAGAUUGAGAGCCUGAUACACUUUCUGGAAGAAAAGAGACUUCAGGAUAAAGUUGAUGCAAUGACACAGGCUGAUAAGGAGAUGAUUCUAGAAUUGGAGCAGAUGCGUGCAAGGCAUGGGAUGUGUGGCAAGGAGAAGUCUCCAUCCCGACUAGAUGGCUUUGUGAAAAGUUUAGAGGAGGAAAGAAAUUACUACAAACAGGAGCUGGAGCGAUACCAGCUGCUUAGGGGCAGGACAGACAAAAGCCCCACCCCUAGUCCAGGCAGGGGGAGGAGCCCCGGAGGAAGAGGCAGCUGGCACGAAAAGGUUGGAGAUGACCUUUACUUCUGUGAAGCUCGAGAGGAGCUGAGACGUGUCCAAAGGGAGCUUGAGUCCUCUGAACUCCAGCACAGGAUCAGAGAUGACAGGGAACAGACUGAAGCUGAACUCCAGAGAGUUACUGCUGAGAGAAACGCACUUAGAGACAGACUCAAUGUUGCACAGAGCACAGCUCUGACAGACAGAGAACAUGAGGAGAUCAGGACUCUUGACCUGGAGAACACCAAUGAGAAGCUGGAGAGAGAGAGGGCUGGUCUGCGUGCUCAGGUGGCUAUGCUGAAGGAGAGUCAUGUUGCUGUUGAGAAAGAACUGAAGGCUCAGUCAGCAGUAGAGGCCACACAGCAGAGAGCUGAGAGCUGUGCACUCAGGCUUCUGCAGGAGCAGAUGGAGCAGUCUCUCUCAGAUGUUCAGCACAGAUUAUCUGUCAAGACCAAUGAACUGCAAGCAGCUCACCAACAGAUCGACAAACUAGAAGAGAAAAUCGGCAUCGUGGACCAGAAGACUGAGAAUAUGGUGCUGCUACAAGAGGAGAUCCACAGGAAGGAGAAAACUCUAUUUGAAGUCCGGCUUACAGUCACAGACUUGGAGAACUCUCUGGAUCAGCUGAAGGUGACGUUGAGCAGUCGAGAGAGGGAAAUCACUAGUCUGCGUAGACAGCUGGAAGUAUCACAAGAGGAGCUCUCAGCCAUCAGUCGAGACAGAGAGGUCGCCCUGAGAGAGAACUGCAGGUUACAGGAUGAUCUGGCAACCAUGACCAGAGAAAACCAGGCGGUGCAUGCAGAGAUGCAGGAAGCUCUGAAUGAGAGGGAUGAACUGAAGCUCAGGGUUCACUUGUAUAUCUCAGAAGUGGCAUGGAUAGAAAGCAUGAUGGCUUCCAAGGUGAGAAAUAGAGAGGGGAAAAUAACACAAAAAAUAAGUAAUAAAGACACCAAUGUUCACCCAGUUAAGCUGCAGCAGGCUGAGGGGCUAAACAACUCUAUCAGACUGGAGCUGCUCUCAUCUGACACUGAGCGCAGACACCUUGAGAGAGUCCCACUGCUGGACAGAGAGAUACAGCAGCACUUGAACUCUCUGCAAGCAUAUGAAGCUCAGGUGUCAUUGCUGGCAUGGGCAAUGUCUUGUUUGGAAGAGGAGGUCCAGGCGACUCGAGCUGAGAAAGCCUCACUGCUGGCAGAUCUGGCCUCUGUCAGAGAACUGUGCGUCAAACUCGACUCAUGCAAAGAGCUCAGUUUGCCAGCUAAGAGCAUGGAGCUGGAGAGAGUAAGAAGUGAACUGGAGGAUAUGCGCUCUGGCAAAAAGCAGUUGGCCAGCAAGCAGCUGACGGUACACAAUCUAGAGACACUGCUCUCAACCAAUUGACAGAUGGAGUUUCAGACGCACCUGAGUGCCAGUGACAAAGAGUCCGACCUCAAAGUGCUGAAGGACCGCCUGGCUCUUGCUGACAGCAAAACGGCUGGUCAUGCUCGAGAGGUAUCUCAGCUGCGUGGAAAACUGUCUCAGCUACAGACAGAACUGGACGUCCUCAAGAGGCAGAAAGCCACCAAGCGCUUUGAAAGGGAGAGAGCUGUGCAGGAAAUGUGAAGACAGGGCUUAUCUUUCUCUUCUCUGCGGAGCUUCCCUCUCGGCACCUCUCUCAGUCCCCGGCCCAUUUCUUCUGAGCGCUCCAUCCUCCAAUAACCAGAGCACGCCGUAGACAAAAUACCAGAAAAGUGA